CUUUCACUUGUGUCUCAACACCAGCACAUAGAUGGAUCUGUCUGCCCUCGUUACGGUAUGCCUGCUUUGCCUUUUGCUCUGCGAAGUAUGGGAAGCUUCAGCCCAGAGACAGUUAAAUUAUGGUUGCAACGAUAACUGCCGUGGUGGUUGUGUUAAUAAUUGCGGUGGUUGCAACUGUGGCAGUAUUACUUGUCCUGCCUUGUAUCCUCCAGAAAAUGGUUAUGUAGAAGGCCAGUGCAACCCAGGUAUUAGUGGUCAAUCCUGCUUUGUCCUCUGCGAUGGCGGCUAUGCAGUUUCUGGAGCGAAUUCGAGAAUCACAUGUUUGCCCAAUGGUCAAUGGAGUUCUUAUCCGCCGUACUGCAGAAGGACUAGUGGAGCCAUCUGCAACACUUUCAGCAUUCUGAAUGGAGACACCGAUUGCGUUAUUGACGGCGGUCUCACUAUUUGCAGAGUCAGUUGCAAUCCUGGAUAUAUGUUGGUGGGAUCCUCUGUUAUUACCUGCUCCCCCUCUGGCUCAUGGAAUGAACCGUUACCUUCCUGCCGACGCAGCACUCCGGAAGUCACCAAUAUAUGCCCAACGCUCAAUGCCCCAGAAGGUGGGAGGCUAGUUGGUAGCUGUACGGCAGCUAACAGUGGGGAUACCUGUCAGUUGGUGUGCAUAAGUGGAUAUAGGCCUUCAGAUACAAGAGUUCUCAUCUGUCAAACAAAUGGCCAAUGGUCCAACUCCUUGCCUAGAUGCCUCUCCAGUGGAUGUCCUGAUAUCCAAGUGCCGAAUGCAGCUCUUUCAGGAACAUGUGACCCAGGUGUGCCAGGACAGUCUUGCACUGUCACAUGUCAAGCAGGCUACACGCUUACAGGGACAUCAACUCUAGUAUGCCAGACAAAUGGACAGUGGUCAGGAAAUAUACCCACAUGCUCUAUUCGAUCAUGUCCUGGCCUCCAGCCUCCGAAUUCAGGUGGUAAUUCUGGAUCUUGCAAUCCCGGUGUUGUCGGUCAGUCGUGCAACUUCUAUUGUAAUACAGGUUACCGUCUCGUUGGACAAUCGAAUUUAGUUUGUGGAAGCAAUGGCCAAUGGUCAGGAAGUCCACCACAGUGUGCCAAUGAAGGUUGUCCAGCCAUAAAUCCACCCGUAAACGGAGGGAAUUCUGGCUCGUGUACAUCGGCCACGGUAGGUCAAAGUUGCAGUUUUACGUGUGAUGCUGGAUUUACACUGAAUGGUCAAUCUACGCUCUAUUGUCAAGCUGGUGGAAGAUGGUCCUCUGCUGCACCAACUUGCACAGCUCCAACAGGUUGCCCAGAUCUCAAUCCACCUGCAUACGGUGGCCUAUCUGGACAAUGCAGACAAGCAACUGUUGGUCAGAGCUGUUCUUUCACCUGUCAAGCUGGGUAUACUUUGGCAGGACAGGCAACGCUUUACUGUCAGGCGGGAGGUCGAUGGUCUUCUGCCGUUCCCACCUGUAAUAGGGCAACUCCAGCUGGUUGCGCCAGUUUAAUCGCUCCUAACGGUGGUUACAUGUUAGGGACAUGUGCUCCAGGCAGAGCCGGGGAGACUUGUGUUUUUGGAUGUGAUGAAGGUUUCGUUCUUAGAGGACAGAGGACUCUGACGUGUGAAUCAGGCGGACAAUGGUCAACAAACCCACCAUACUGCCAAAGAGGAGAAACUGAAAGAGGAACUUGCCCAAUUUUAACUCCCCCACCUCACGGGGAGUUCGAGGAAUGUGAUAAUACUGCAGGGGGUCGAUGCGUGGUCGUGUGCGAACAAGGCUACUUGAGGACGGGAUCUCGAGUUCGAACCUGCUUGGGGGGCGGGAUGUGGACCGGCUACGCACCGACGUGCACCAGAAAAGUUGGGUACACCACCACUUACACAUACAAACUAGUGCCACUCUGGAGCCUCGUGUUCGGAUAAGAUUUAGUUGGUGGAUUGUUGUGAUUGACGUUUCCAAAGACAAAGAAUCGGAAUCUGAUGUAAAAAUUAUCAUUAUUAAAAUCUGAAAGCUGGAAAAGAUGUUUUCGUUUGCUUUAGCCUCACCUCGAUGGUGUUCCAGUGAGGGUGUUGACGGGAAAUGAUACAACAAAUACUCUUAAGUAACUUUGCAUUCAAUGCACAAAGAAAAUAAAGGAUCUGUGGAUAUCUAAUAUACUUUUGAUCAAUCUAUAUAAAGCCGUAUGACUUCAUUGUUAAAACUUGA
Molecule: messenger RNA, 2192 nt
Organism: Argiope bruennichi
Lineage: Eukaryota; Metazoa; Arthropoda; Arachnida; Araneae; Araneidae
Product: P-selectin-like
Exons: 12
Coding region: 32-1909 (625 amino acids)
Source: RefSeq, a predicted model, not a curated record